Molecule: messenger RNA, 1667 nt
Organism: Pistacia vera
Lineage: Eukaryota; Viridiplantae; Streptophyta; Magnoliopsida; Sapindales; Anacardiaceae
Product: protein DETOXIFICATION 16-like
Exons: 8
Coding region: 17-1549 (510 amino acids)
Biological process (GO): xenobiotic detoxification by transmembrane export across the plasma membrane
Cellular component (GO): membrane
Molecular function (GO): xenobiotic transmembrane transporter activity; antiporter activity
Source: RefSeq, a predicted model, not a curated record
UAAUCAAGUAGCUAGGAUGGAGAGAGGAGAAAUAUCAAGUCUUGAGUCACCUUUAAUUGGUAAUCAAGAAAGACCAGACUGUGGAUUUGAUGGGGAAAAUUCUCAGCAGCAAGGUGUUAGUACUUGUGAAAAUUUUGUUGAAGAGGCAAAGAAGCAACUAUGGCUAGCGGGGCCACUUAUUACAGUCAGCUUAUUGCAGUACUGCCUACAAGUGAUAGCAAUUAUGUUUGUUGGUCAUCUUGGGGAGUUGGCUCUAUCCAGUGCUUCCUUGGCCUCUUCCUUUGCUUCAGUCACUGGUUUCAGUGUUUUGUUAGGAAUGGGAAGUGCAUUGGAGACACUAUGUGGACAAGCCUAUGGAGCCAAGCAGUACCAUAUGCUUGGUAUUCACACACAACGAGCAAUGGUGACUCUUCUAGCAAUAAGCAUUCCCCUCGCAGUUAUAUGGUUCUAUACCAGCAACAUUCUUAUAGCUUUAGGCCAAAAUCAUGAGAUAUCAAUUGCAGCCGGAAUCUUCAAUCGUUGGAUGAUUCCUAGCCUUUUCGCGUAUGGCGUCCUCCAGUGUCUAAACAGAUUCCUACAAACUCAGAACAACGUUCUUCCUAUGCUGAUAUGCUCUGCAAUCACAGCUUUUCUCCACAUUCUAGUUUGUUGGGGUCUUGUUUUCAAGUCUGGCCUUGAGAGCAAAGGAGCUGCCUUAGCGAUAACCAUUUCGAAUUGGGUUAAUGUGUUUUUGUUGGCAAUGUACAUAAAGUUCUCUCAGGCUUUUAUGAAAACAUGGACAGGAUUUUCGAGAGAAGCGCUGCACGAUAUUGUGAGCUUUUUAAGGCUUGCUGUCCCUUCUGCAAUUAUGAUAUGCUUUGAAUACUGGUCAUUCGAGAUGGUUGUUCUACUUUCUGGUCUUCUUCCAAAUCCAAAGCUAGAGACAUCUGUGUUAUCCAUAAGCCUUAACACAUGCUGGAUGGUCUAUAUGAUCUCUGUUGGUCUUGGUGGUGCUAUAAGUACACGAGUAUCAAAUGAGCUUGGUGCUGGGAACUCACAAGGCGCCCGCUUAGCUCUCAGGGUGAUGAUCAUAAUAGCAAUCACAGAGGGUGCAACAGUUGGGAUCACGACAAUUUUGGUACGCCAUGUUUGGGGAAAGGUCUACAGCAAUGAAGCAGAAGUGAUCAAAUACGUUGCUAAAAUGAUGCCACUUCUAGCAUUAUCCGACUUCCUGGAUGGAUUCCAAUGUGUGCUUUCAGGAGCUGCAAGAGGAUGUGGAUGGCAAAAUCUCUGUGCAUUAAUCAACCUUGGAGCUUAUUAUGUUGUAGGAAUUCCUUCUGCAGUGCUCUUUGCAUUUUACUUUCAUAUUGGAGGCAUGGGGCUUUGGAUGGGAAUCAUUUGUGGACUUUCUGUACAAGUUUUAGCACUUGUUACAGUAAAUGCAUGUACUAAUUGGGAUCAAGAGCAAAAGCCCUGCACAGAGUUCAGAAAACCGGCCUUCUUAUUGAAACUGCACCAUAGAGUUGCAUUUUGCAUCAAAUCAAGACAACCAGUUGAAGCUAGAUUGUAAUCUUCAUUGAGGAAAACAAAAGCUUCUGUAUAAAUGAUAAAGCAAUUAUGUGCAUUUAAAAUCAAUACCAAAGAAGCUAUUCAUUGUUGUAUCUAUUAUGCUAGCUUAUAACAUAGGG